AAUUCUUAAUGCCUUUGUUAUAACGAGAAAGGACUUUCAGCUUCUGAGCAGUGCUGCGGUUCCCUUAAAUCUCAUUUCGACGACCGCCCCUGAACGCAGCACGUGAGGUAAACGGGAGCAGAGGACGAGUCUAGCAGCGUGGACAUGUCGGACCCGGCGGCGCAGGCCUCCCAACCCCGGCUUCUCCAAGCCCAGACCGCUGGGUCAGCUGGGUCCAGUACUGCCGCGACAGGCUCCGGGUCAGGGAACAGUGAUCCGGCGAGACCGGGACUUAGCCAGCAACAGCGUGCGAGCCAGAAGAAAGCCCAAGUCCGAGCUUUCCCACGGGCGAAAAAGCUUGAGAAACUUGGCGUAUUCUCCGCCUGCAAGGCCAGUGACACAUGCAAGUGCAACGGAUGGAAAAACCCAAAUCCCCCCUCGGCCACACGUAUGGACCUGCAGCAGCAAGCAGCCAGUCUCAGCGAGCUGUGCCGCAGCUGUGGACAUGCUCUGGCUGACCACGUGUCCCACUUGGAGAAUGUGUCUGAGGAUGAGAUUAACAGGCUGUUGGGGAUGGUGGUGGAUGUGGAGAACCUCUUCAUGUCUGUUCACAAAGAGGAGGACACGGACACCAAACAGGUCUACUUCUACCUGUUCAAGCUGCUGAGGAAAUGCAUCCUGCAGAUGAGCCAGCCGGUCGUAGAAGGAUCCCUGGGAAGUCCACCCUUUGAGAAGCCCAACAUAGAGCAGGGGGUUUUGAAUUUUGUUCAGUACAAGUUCAGCCACCUGGCACCAAAGGAGAGGCAGACCAUGUUUGAGCUGUCGAAGAUGUUCCUCUUGUGCCUAAAUUACUGGAAGCUGGAGACACCGACGCAGUAUCGCCAGCGCACCCAGAAAGACGACGGGACGGCAUACAAAGUGGACUACACAAGGUGGCUCUGCUACUGCCACGUCCCCCAGAGUAACGACAGCCUGCCGCGCUAUGAAACCACCCACGUGUUCGGACGCAGCCUGCUCAAGUCCAUCUUCACCGUGACCCGCCGCCAGCUCCUGGAGAAGUUCAGAGUGGAGAAGGACAAGCUGCUACCAGAGAAACGCACACUCAUCCUCACACACUUUCCCAAGUUCUUGUCCAUGCUGGAGGAGGAAAUCUAUGGGGAUAAUUCACCCAUCUGGGAGGCUGACUUCACCAUGCCUGCCUCUGACGGCACACAGCUCGGACAUCAGACCGGGAUCAGUCCCACUGCGGGGUCCGGCUCCCCCGCGCUGCCCAAAGGUCUCAGCAGCAUGUCCUCUCUGGGCAGCUCGGACGCCGGCGCCGCAGAGCCCAACACCGGGGAGAAACGCAAACUGCUGGAGGUGUUGACGCUGGAGGACGCCAAGCGGAUCCGUGUGAUGGGAGACAUUCCAAUGGAGCUGGUCAAUGAAGUCAUGAUGACGAUCACUGACCCUGCCGCCAUGCUCGGACCGGAGACCAACCUUCUCACUCCAAACGCUGCCCGGGACGAGACCGCCAGGCUGGAGGAGAGGCGGGGAAUCAUAGAGUUCCACGUCAUCGGAAACUCGCUGUCCCAGAAGUCCCACAAGAAGAUUUUGAUGUGGCUGGUCGGCCUGCAGAACGUCUUCUCUCACCAGUUACCUCGCAUGCCCAAAGAGUACAUAACGCGGCUGGUGUUUGACCCGAAGCACAAGACCCUCGCCCUCAUCAAGGAUGGCCGCGUCAUCGGAGGCAUCUGUUUUAGGAUGUUUCCCACUCAGGGCUUCACGGAGAUAGUCUUCUGUGCCGUCACGUCCAAUGAGCAAGUUAAGGGCUACGGUACACACCUGAUGAAUCACCUAAAGGAGUACCACAUCAAACACAACAUCCUCUAUUUCCUCACUUAUGCCGACGAGUACGCCAUUGGCUACUUCAAGAAGCAGGGCUUCUCCAAAGACAUCAAAGUGCCGAAAGGACGGUACCUGGGAUACAUCAAAGACUACGAGGGAGCCACCCUCAUGGAAUGUGAGCUGAACCCGAGGAUCCCGUACACGGAGCUCUCUCACAUCAUUAAAAGACAGAAGGAGAUUAUUAAGAAGCUGAUAGAGCGAAAACAGAGCCAGAUCAGGAAGGUUUACCCCGGUCUGACCUGCUUCAAAGAGGGCGUUCGGCAGAUCCCGGUGGAGAGCAUUCCAGGGAUUAGAGAGACUGGAUGGAAGCCCAAUAACAAGGAUAAAGGGAAAGAGGUAAAGGACCCUGACAUGUUAUACAACAUGUUAAAGAACCUCCUGGCCCAGAUAAAGACUCACCCCGAUGCCUGGCCCUUCAUGGAGCCCGUGAAGAAAUCCGAGGCUCCGGAUUACUACGAGAUCAUCCGCUUUCCCAUCGACCUGAAGACCAUGACGGAGAGACUUAAGAACAGAUACUACGUGACCAAGAAGCUUUUCAUUGCCGACCUUCAGCGAAUCAUCACCAACUGUCGCGAGUACAACCCUCCAGACAGCGAGUACUGCAAGAGUGCCAACACCCUGGAGAAGUUCUUCUACUUCAAAUUAAAGGACGGAGGACUUAUUGAGAAAUGAGAUCCGCAGAAUUAUUCAGAUUUCUAAACAGACGUUCAGUCACCCGGACAAAAGAGAACACAUCGCAAGCUGUUGUCAUAUCUGAGUUAAUAAAAGGGUAUGUACAUGACGGGAACAGACGCACAGUCAUCCGAUCAAGUUGAGCAAUGCAAAGUGUCAAAAGGACAUUAUCUUUACGUUGCUCCUUUCAAGUACUCUCAGUGGGUCGAGACGCUACGUGUUUCAUUAAGUGUACCAAAGUUAUAGGUCCAAGUUAUAACCAUGCCACACUUUCCACCAUUAUUUAUAGUAUGAUUGAUUUGGUUUUUGUUGCAUGUAAUGACAUUUGUUUGUACCAAGUUGCUUAAAACUUGUCCCUGUAGCAGAGAUGUACGUAGAGUUCUUUCUUAGAAAACUGGACCUCGGGACCUAAAGCCACGUUGCCUUUCGUUACUGACAGACACUUGAACAUCCGAGCCCUCUUUCAUGUGUAAAAAGACAAAUGUUGCUUCUGGUGUGAAGUCCUUAAAACACUUAAACACCACUAAGUAGUCUGUUGUAGUCAACAAUUCAAUCAGUUGGUCUGUGGAUAAUUAUAAUGCGGUUGUAAAUAAAUUGCAAACACUGAACAUAUGACGGUUAGAGCUUUAGUUUAUGUUGAAUUUUAUUUGGACUGUUGACCUAAAGAGAGCAAAUUAUUUAUCAUUAAGCCUCAUUAUUUUAAACAUUCUAAAGGAUUGCUAACCGAUGACAAAAC
This is a messenger RNA of Pungitius pungitius (ninespine stickleback), 3274 nucleotides long. It is a transcript of the gene kat2a, whose product is annotated as K(lysine) acetyltransferase 2A. Gene Ontology annotation, molecular function: histone H3 acetyltransferase activity; protein binding. The transcript has 18 exons. Lineage: Eukaryota; Metazoa; Chordata; Actinopteri; Perciformes; Gasterosteidae. The record is from RefSeq and is a predicted model, not a curated record. The coding region runs from base 145 to 2538 and encodes 797 amino acids. Gene Ontology annotation, cellular component: nucleus; ATAC complex. Gene Ontology annotation, biological process: positive regulation of transcription by RNA polymerase II; chromatin remodeling.